Molecule: messenger RNA, 944 nt
Organism: Carya illinoinensis
Lineage: Eukaryota; Viridiplantae; Streptophyta; Magnoliopsida; Fagales; Juglandaceae
Product: RING-H2 finger protein ATL52-like
Exons: 1
Coding region: 133-663 (176 amino acids)
Biological process (GO): protein ubiquitination
Source: RefSeq, a predicted model, not a curated record
UCUUUAGUAUUCAGAUCCCCUGCAAUCAUUCCCUGUCCUGUUGUAACCACUGUAACCUCUUAUACUUACAACCUUAUAAAUUUCGUUCCUUGGCCAUUUUUUCACAAACCAAAGAAGAAAAAGAAGAAGAGAAUGGGUGAUUUUGCAAGCCCCUUCAGACAGCCACCUCCUACUCCACCAAAAUCCAACUUACCUACCUUAUAUUAUGGCAUCGUGGUGAUCGCGACUGCCGCUCUGUUGUUAGCCCUAUACAACCUCCUAAUUGUCAGAUGGUGCACACGGAGCCACCAAAUCCAGAGAGCACCAAGACAAAGAAGCCUGUUGGAGGAGAUCUCAACCAGUCAGAGAUGUGAAAACCCCAACAGGAACUUGUUGUCCAGCUUCAAGUACAAGAAAGGAGUGGCAGCAGAUGAACAAGGCGUUGAGCUGAAUAAUUGUGAUUGUGCAGUUUGCUUAUCAGCUUUCGAGGAAGGUGAAGAGGUGCGGAAACUGCCGCGGUGCAAGCACUCCUUUCAUGCUCCAUGCAUAGAUAUGUGGCUCUACUCUCAUGCUGAUUGCCCGCUUUGUAGGUCACCCGUUGGCUGGCUGUGUCAGCGACAUGUCGUGUAUACACAGCAAGCAAAUUCUCAAGAAAAUGUGCAGGACUCAGGCAGCUCAGUUUGAUGGAUUUUGUUUUUCCCAUCGGGAAGAGGAAUUCUGAUUACAUUUCGUGUGUGGUGGGUAUCUGUGACCUGUCAGGUUGAUAAUAACAAACAAAGAAUAUAGAUAGGAAGCAAGUUGCACUGAGUGGGACAAGAUGUUUGUGUUUCAAAUUAAGCCGAGUCGUCAACCAUGGAGGUCGAUUAUAUACAGAACAUUAAUAGGUUUUAGUGUAACAGCUUCGCCAAUCCAGCUUUAAGUUCCAUCAUUGCAAUCCUAUACAUUUUUCACUUUUGUAGUGUUCA